Messenger RNA from Petromyzon marinus (sea lamprey), 4726 nucleotides. RefSeq names its product sodium/calcium exchanger 1-like. The record is from RefSeq and is a predicted model, not a curated record. Gene Ontology annotation, cellular component: postsynapse; axon; sarcolemma. Lineage: Eukaryota; Metazoa; Chordata; Hyperoartia; Petromyzontiformes; Petromyzontidae. Gene Ontology annotation, molecular function: calcium:sodium antiporter activity. Gene Ontology annotation, biological process: cell communication; calcium ion import across plasma membrane; sodium ion transmembrane transport.
GUGUGUACGGCGCAGAGAGCUGGAGGAGAACGGCAGUGCUGGUGGUGGUAGGCGGAGUUGGUGCGCGCGUCACUCUGCAAUCCACGCGCUGCGCGCAGACGUGUCAUUGCGUGCGUGCCGAGAGCAUCCUCGCGUCUCUGCCGGCUGAUAAAGCAACGAGUUGCUGCUGCUGCUGCGACUGCCUCAUAGCACGAGCGAGCGAGCGAGCGAGCCAGGGAGCCAGAGAGCUAGCGAGCCCAUUGGACUGGACAAGCCCAGCCAGAUAGCUAAAAAUACAAGCUCAAAAUAAUCGCAUCUUUUUUUCUUUCGUUUGUUGUUGUUGUUUAAUUAAAUCAGCGUAUUGGCUAGAAGAAAGCAAAAUGUCACUUUUUGAAAAAUCUUUGCUACCACAGCCCCGGGUUUUGGCUUUGAUAUGAUAUUGUUUUGGCACGUGACUUAUUUAUUUAUAUAUAUAUAUAUUUGAUUAAUAUAUUUUUAUUUUGCGGAAUUUUCAAAUGUAGAUUAUUUCUUGUAUUUAUGUAGUUAUUAUUAUUUAGAAUUACGAUGCAUUAGGCUCAGUGGUCUUUGAGCUCACGGAUUUAAUGCGCGAUGAAAAUGAGACGUUUACAGAUGCGCCUCGGUGGACUGCUCACAUAAUACGGCGAUUAAAAUAACUAAUAAAGAACAAUAAUUAGACGAAGACAAAACGACGACGAAAACAAGUCGAGGAAAAGGAGGAGAUCAAAAUAUGAACUGCAAUCCACGUCUCGUGUCGUAUUAAGAAUAAAUGAAAUAAUUGUAACAAAAAAAUGUGGACGCAGGGAAUGCGCCAGGUCGAGUAGCUCACUAGCUGGAUGCUCCAGAGGCAAGGAGCAACUCGCGCAAGAGAGUCCGACUGCAGUUCCCUGCUGCCCGAGCCGCUCCCACCGUCCUGGACCCCCGAGAGCGAAGCGACGCGCGGCGACAGCGGCGGCAGCGGCGACAGCGGCGUGACUACGACGCCCCCUCCGCCCACGCCCGCACUCGCAUGGCUCCGCCGGCGUUCCGGCCGCGGCUGCCGCCGAUGCUGCUGCUGUCACCUCCGCUGGCGGCGGCCGUGCUGGCAUCGCUGCUGUGCCGCGCGGAGGCCGGAUCGGUGCUCGAGCCGGGUGGAAGCGGCAGCGGCGGCGGCUCGCCGGCCAACGGCACGUGCGGCGGCUCCUACAAGUGCAAGGAGGGCAUCCUGCUGCCCAUCUGGUUCCCGGAGAACCCGUCGCUGGGCGACAAGGUGGCGCGUGCCAUCGUCUACUUCGUGGCGCUCGUCUACAUGUUCCUGGGCGUGUCGAUCAUCGCCGACCGCUUCAUGGCGUCGAUCGAGGUGAUUACGUCGCAGGAGCGCGAGGUCAUCAUCCGCCGGGCCAACGGGGAGACGACUCGCGCCACGGUGCGAGUGUGGAACGAGACGGUCUCCAACCUGACGCUCAUGGCUCUCGGCUCGUCGGCGCCCGAGAUUCUGCUCUCCAUCAUUGAGGUCGUUGGCCACGAGUUCAAGGCGGGCGAGCUGGGCCCCAGCACCAUCGUGGGCAGCGCUGCCUUCAACAUGUUCGUCAUCAUCGGCCUGUGCGUGUAUGUCAUCCCCGACGGCGAGUCGCGCAAGAUCAAGCACCUGCGCGUGUUCUUCGUGACAGCCACGUGGAGCAUCUUCGCCUACAUCUGGCUCUACUUGAUCCUGGCGGUCAUCUCACCGGGCAUCGUUGAAGUGUGGGAGAGCCUCGUCACCCUCAUGUUCUUCCCCGUGUGCGUGAUGUUAGCGUGGGUCGCCGACCGCCGGCUGCUCUUCUACAAGUACAUGUACAAGAAGUACCGCACCAAGCGGCACGGCAUCAUCAUCGAGACGGAGGGCGAGCGGCCCAAGGCCGGCAUCGAGAUGGAUGGCAAGGUGAUCGGCUCGGGCGGCGGCGGCAGCGGCGGCAGCGGCGGCGGUGGAGACGACUCGACGGUGGAUGGCGGCGCGCUGGUGCUGCCCGAGUCGAACGACGCGGACGAGAGCCGCCGCGAGAUGAUUCGGAUCCUCAAGGAGCUGAAGCAGAAGUACCCCGAGAAGGACAUGGACCAGCUGGUGGAGAUGGCCAACUACCAGGCGCUGAUCCAGCAGCAGAAGAGCCGCGCCUUCUACCGCAUCCAGGCGACGCGCAUGAUGACGGGCUCUGGCAACAUCCUGAAGAAGCACGCGGCCGACCAGGCGCGCAGGGCCUCGAGCCUGCACAGCGUGUCGGUGGCCGAGCAGACGGACGAGCACACCACCAAGAUCCACUACGAGCCGUGCUCGUACAUCUGCCUGGAGAACUGCGGCUCGUGCGCGCUGAGCGUCGUGCGGCGGGACGGCGACCUCGCCAACGUCGUGUACGUCCGCUACAAGACGGAGGACGGCACGGCGAAGGCCGGCUCGGACUACGAGUACAGCGAGGGCACGCUGGUCUUCAAGGCCGGCGAGACGCAGAAGGAGAUCAACGUGGGCAUCAUCGACGACGACAUCUUUGAGGAGGACGAGCACUUCUUCGUGCGCCUCUACGACGUCCACGUGAGCCCUGCCCUCGACUCGACCUUCGAGCAGAACCACGGCGGGUUGGCGGGCGUCGGCGCGGCGGCGGCGGCGGCGUUCCCCGCCGUGCGGCUCGUGCCGCCCUACGUGGCGACGGUGACCAUCUUCGACGACGACCACGCCGGCAUCUUCACGUUCGAGGACAAGAUGGCGCACGUGAGCGAGAGCGUGGGCAUCAUGGAGGUGCGGGUGCUGCGCACGUCGGGUGCUCGCGGCACCGUCGUGGUGCCCUACAAGACGGUGGAGGGCACGGCCAAGGGCAGCGGCGAGGACUUUGAGGAUACAUACGGCGAGCUGGAGUUCCAGAACGACGAGACCAUCAAAAUAAUUGCGAUCAAAGUAAUUGACGACGAAGAGUAUGAGAAAAACAAGAACAUGUUUAUUGAGCUUGGCGAGCCGCGGAUGGUUGAGAUGAGCGAAAGAAAAGCCAUGUUACUGAAAGAGCCUGGUGAGCUAGUGAGAACAGGUGGCAUGUUCAAGGGCCACCCGCUGUACAGGAAAAUACAGAGCAGAGAGAAUAUAAUUUCUGCUGCCAUCGUGAAUUUCUCAGAGGACGGAGAGAGGAAGCCGCUGAGCGUGGAGGAGCAGGAGGCGAAGCGGAUCGCGGAGAUGGGCCGUCCCGUCCUGGGGGAGCACCCGCGCAUGGAGGUCAUCAUCGAGGAAUCGUACGAGUUCAAGAGCACGGUCGACAAGCUGAUCAAGAAGACCAACUUGGCGCUGGUGGUGGGCACGCACUCGUGGAGGGAGCAGUUCCUGGACGCGCUGACCGUCAGCGCCGGUGACGAAGACGAGGACGACGAGUCCGGCGAGGAGAAGCUGCCCUCCUGCUUCGACUACGUCAUGCACUUCCUGUCCGUCUUCUGGAAGGUCCUCUUUGCCUUCGUGCCGCCGACGGAGUACUUCAACGGCUGGGCCUGCUUCCUGGUCUCCAUCUUCAUGAUCGGCCUCCUAACCGCCUUCAUCGGCGACCUCGCCUCGCACUUCGGAUGCACCAUCGGCCUCAAGGACUCCGUCACCGCCGUGGUCUUCGUCGCGCUGGGGACGUCCGUGCCAGACACGUUCGCCAGCAAAGUGAGCGCCACCCAGGACCAGUACGCCGACGCCUCCAUCGGCAACGUGACGGGCAGCAACGGCGUCAACGUCUUCCUGGGCAUCGGCAUCGCGUGGUCCAUCGCCGCGAUCUACUGGUGGACGCAGAACGAGCCCUUUCGGGUGGAUCCGGGCACCCUCGCCUUCUCCGUCACCCUCUUCACCGUCUUCGCGUUCGUCUGCGUUGCCGUGCUCCUCUACCGACGCCGGCCGAGCGUGGGCGGCGAGCUGGGAGGUGGCCGCACGGGGAAGAUCCUCACCAGCGGCUUGUUCUUUUCGCUCUGGCUCCUGUACAUCCUCUUCUCGGGCCUCGAGGCCUACUGUCACAUCAAGGCCUUCUAGGAGAUUAAACAACAACAACAACAACAAACAGCAACAACAAAAACACCCGGCUAUUGGGAGGCCAGUUUCCCACCCAACCACGUCGACGAGCUGCGGUGGUUUCUUUUUUGGAGGGCUGGUGCGGGGGGUGGUUUGUUGUUGAUGGGGUUGGCCGAGGGGUGGGCUGCCGAAGAUGGGAUGGCGGUGGAUGGAGUUGGGCAGUUGAGCAAUAGAAGAAUGGGGGGGGGGGGGGCGCGGGGGGUUGUGAUGCGUGGAGUUGAUUUUAUCAAGAGGAUUAUUGUCACGUGUUAUUAUUGUUACGAUCACGGACCCUGGUGCCAGGAAUUGAAGUGGGGUCAACCUGUCCAGUUUCAUUCACCCACCCCCCCCCCCCACACUCUUCGUAGCACGUCACGCCUGGACCCCUCUGGCGACGUGGGAUCACCGGUGCAGUUGCACCGCCUGCACACUCGAUAGCUACGCCAACUGUUAUUCCUACUCUUACUGAUAUAAUUGAUAUAUUUUUUUUGUUUGGGCCUUAGGUCGUUUAUUUCUUUUCUGGGGUAAUGUUUAGGGUAAGAGCACAGUCCCGCUUUUGAAAAUGGAACAUGUGCGCAAAAAAACAUCAUCGCCGUACGGUGGCGAGCAAACCGCAGCCGAGGUUUGUUGCAUCUCUUUACUGGGAAGACACAUCCACACACACGGACAGACACAUCCACACACACGGACAGACACGGACAGACACAUCCACACACA